Messenger RNA from Oikopleura dioica, 273 nucleotides. Lineage: Eukaryota; Metazoa; Chordata; Appendicularia; Copelata; Oikopleuridae. The record is from the annotation of a GenBank genome assembly.
AUGAUAUUUCACAUAUCAACUGGCUACGCUGUGUUCAUAUGGAUAUUGUCGACAAUAUUCUUCUUGUUAUUUUUCUGCAUUGGAGGAAAGGUAAAGGCUGAUUGUGAAGGGCGUAGUUUCCGCUCUCAUCGGCCCUCUUUGGCUUUCCCGAGCUUGGUUGGUUCAAUGCCUCGCUCGCGAAGAUCAUCAGAAGUAAUCAUCUCCAAGCCCCCAAAAGACCUACCAGCUACGAACUUCCGCGAAAUGACUCACUUGGAAGUAGUAAACGAAUGA